GGCGUGGCAUCCCAAUGAGCUGGGCACUGUGCCCGGGCGCCACUGUCAAUCGCGCCGACCCUAGAACUCGCGACCCCGCCGAGGCCCCGCCCCUAUCAUGCGAGCUGUGACCUGGGCCAUCGUGGCCAUGCUCCUGCCGCGGGUCUUGGGGGCGAUUCCGACGAGGACGCCACGGACAGGGGGCGUCGGUGACACCCUCUCUGUUGCCAUUGUUUGCCAUGACCUGGAGAGCGUGGAAGUCACGUGGGGCCCGGGCUCUGCCCACCAUGGGCUGUCAGCCAAUCUCAGCCUGGAGUUCCGGUAUGGAAACCAGGUCCCCCAGCCCUGCCCACACUACUUUCUGUUGGACAGCGUCAGAGCAGGCUGUGUCCUCCCCAUGGGGAAGGGGCUUCUGGAGGUGGUGCUGCGUGAGGGAGGCGGAGCCAAGCUGUUCUCCCGGAAGAAGAAGGCAUCGGCCUGGCUGAGGCCCCGCCCUCCAUGGAACGUCACCCUGAGCUGGGUAGGGGACACUGUUGCUGUUUCCUGCCCCUCCCACUCUUACCCUGGGCUGGAAUAUGAGGUGCAGCACAGAGAUGACUUCGACCCUGAAUGGCAGUCGACCUCUGCACCAUUCUGCAACCUGACAGUGGGCGGGCUGGACCCUGGGCGCUGCUACGACUUCCGGGUGCGGGCGACGCCCCAGGAUUUCUACUAUGGCCCCGAGGCGCGGCCCAGCAAGUGGACAGGCGUGGCCAGCCUGCAGGGAGUGGGACCCACAGGCUCCUGCACUGGCCCCACCCUCCCGAGGACCCCCGGGACCCCCACCCCACCUCUCGCCCUGGCCUGUGGCCUUGCGGUGGCCCUGCUCACCCUGGUGCUGCUCCUGGCCCUGCUGCGGAUGCGCAGGGUGAAGGAAGCCCUGCUGCCUGGUGUCCCCGACCCCCGCGGCUCCUUCCCUGGCCUCUUCGAGAAACAUCAUGGGAACUUCCAGGCUUGGAUCGCAGAUUCUCAGGCUGCUGUCCCUACGGUCCCAGAGCAGGACAAAGAUGAUGAUGUCAUCCGGCCUCAGACCAAGGGGGUGGAAACUCAGGAGGAGGAUGAUGUCAUUGCCCCGGGGUCCCCAUGCCUUGGGGGAGGGGCCCUGAUGUCGGUGGGCGGGGCCUCGUUCCUGAUGGGAGACAGCGGCUACACCACCCUGUGACAACCCUGUGUUGACCCCUGCCUGGACCCUCGUUGCUGUCACUUAUGCCCCGCUUCAUUUGCAUAAAUAUGAAUUUGUUAAUCUGGA
Messenger RNA from Rattus norvegicus (Norway rat), 1267 nucleotides. RefSeq names its product cytokine receptor-like factor 2 (gene Crlf2). The transcript has 8 exons. Gene Ontology annotation, cellular component: membrane. Lineage: Eukaryota; Metazoa; Chordata; Mammalia; Rodentia; Muridae. The coding region runs from base 98 to 1180 and encodes 360 amino acids. The record is from RefSeq and is marked provisional.